Bacillus rossius redtenbacheri is the source of this 6230-nucleotide messenger RNA. Its product is annotated as C-Maf-inducing protein-like. Gene Ontology annotation, molecular function: protein binding. The transcript has 14 exons. Lineage: Eukaryota; Metazoa; Arthropoda; Insecta; Phasmatodea; Bacillidae. The coding region runs from base 711 to 3011 and encodes 766 amino acids. The record is from RefSeq and is a predicted model, not a curated record.
UCGCCAUGUUGUUGGCGAAGUGGGAGAAGGAAGGGUUUGGUGCUCCGCGAUAGUAAACAUUCGACAGUGGGCCGGCGGAAGUUGUCGGGUGCCUUGUCAAAUAAUACUUUUCCUAUCCCGAGUUACAAUUUUUACUGUUAUUUCACGUUGUCGUGGGUAAUCAAAACGCUAAACGAACUAAUUUUGAUACUUUACAUUUUAUUCCUCAUAAUGGCCUCAUUAGAUUAUUGUGACCAUAUUAAAUGUUAGUGUAUAAUUUCAAAAGGUGUUUUAGGAAACAACACGAAAAUUUUCAUAAUUUACACGACCGUUCAUUUAUUUUAUUAAUGUAGUGAGAAUGACGAAGGAAUCAAUAGAAGACGGUGCUGUUUAUCGAGUACGAAGAAUUUUUGAAGUUUCAUCGGAACUAAACAUUAGUGCGUGAUAAUAUUUAGACCUGACGUGGGGCUUGAAUUCCCAAUGAAUUGUAUCGUAACAGUGAACGCUUGUCGCGUGUCUUUAAAAAAAUAAUAAUUUGCGGUAAAGAACAUAUCUAGUUUUUUUUUUUUUUUUUUUUUUUUUCCAAUGAACGGCAUAACUUAAAGGAAUAGUUGUUCGUUAGCUCGAGACUGGAAAGUGCGUGGAGUGUGUGUCAGUGUGUGAUAUACUCGUAUCCGCCGCGGGCCGAGGAUACGCCCGCCGCCGUCAAAGUGUCGUCGUGCGCCGCCCUGAUGUUCUGCUUCGCCAAGCCGGCGGGGGAGGGCGCCGCGACGCCCGAGGAGGCCCCGCCGGGACGCUGGAAGGGCCGGGCGCGCCCCAAGGGCCGGGCCGACCAAGGGCGCACGAACAACUGUCGCGAGCCGCGGGGGGACGCGGGCGGGGCGACGCCAGCCUUCCUGGCGGCCGCCGCGAGGGUGAACAGCCACGGCGGCAGCUCCGGGGACUCCUCCCCCUCCACCUCGUCGGCGGGCACGUCGCGCCAGGGCUCGGUGGAGUCGGACUCGCCGAGCUGCUCGUCGCAGUCGUCCGCGUCGUGCUCGUCGUCCUCCAUGGCCGUCCCGCCCGCACCGCAGGGCGCCCUGGCGGGGGCUCCGCCCCAGAGCGCCGGCCCGCGCUUCAAGCUGCUGCGCGAGGGCGACGUGCAGGUGUGCUACCUCAACCACACGCGCACCGUCAUCAGCAAGAUCCUCAGCUCCAAGUUCCUGCGCCGCUGGGAGACGCACCACCUCUACCUCAACGACUCCUGCAUCUCGUCCAAAACGCCCAACGGGUUCCUGGAGAUGUCCGUCCCCUACUCCAGCAUGGAGGAGGUGUACGUGGUGACGCGCUGGGACGUGGGCCACAAGUUCUGCAUCCGGCUGGUCGUGCCCGACGGCUCCUUGCUGCUGCAGGCGAACAACGCAUACGUUCGCGACCAGUGGUACCACUCCAUACUGUGGAAGAAAAACAUAUUCAAGUUCCGGAACAUCUUGAACAGGCCAACGAGGCAAGACGUCAUCUUGAAGGAGAUGAAGGGCUUGAUCGACUUCGCCACCUCCACCCCCUUGCAGGACGAGUGCGUCACCAGUGUGCCUAUCGAGAUUGUCUCCAAGCUGCUCGCGGACGAGCAGUGGUGGGGCAGCCUGGCGGCCAGCUCGGACGUGAUAGCGACGGUGGCGCCGCAGCUGGAGAACACGCCGCCCUCGCCGGACAUGUGCCGCUUCUUCUGCCGGCACUGCGUCGCGCACCCCAGGUCGCCCGUGGUCGCCGACGAGCUCACGCCCAUCGUGCACCGCAUCCUCAAGCACAACGUGGACUUUGGCAAGUCACCGCACAUGCGUCGCUUCGUGCAGGAGUACAUCAGAGCGCUGCACUGCCAGAACUGCGGAAGCGAAGUGCUCAAGAAAUUUGUAGCAAGCGCCCACGGGCCGGUGAGCGGCUGCCCCCACCCCCGGGUGCUGCCCAACCUGGUGUCCGUGUGCCUGGCCUCGGUGUUCUCCAACUUCGAGGAGCGGCGGUCGCUGUCGCGGCGCAACGAGGCGCCCGGCCCCGAGGACGAGGGCGACGCGGAGACGCCCGAGGACCGCCACCUCCAGUGCUACAUCGCCGUCUUCCUGCACAUAUCAGAAUACGAGGAUUGGAGACCCGGUCUGGCACAGCUUCUGCAGCCUAUUCCAUUUCCAGAUGAGGCACUAACCUACCCUCUUUUCAUGGAGAGUUUCAUGCCAGUCAUACAACGAAUAGGGAUGGAUUUCCGCUGUGAAGUCCAUCAGAUGGUGCUCGGCAUCCGAGAUGGAAAGGCUGGCUGGUUUGACAUAUACUGCCCCUCCAGCUUUGCGUGCUCAGACAACGGCCAGUUGUGGUGUCUCAUGUUGCAGACGCUGCUGGCGUGCUGCUGCCGCCGGAAGAGGUUCCUGGCGCAGGUGGCGAAGCACUACAACCCGUGCAUCCUGGCGUCGCUGCGCGGCCACGAGGUGGCGCACGAGGCGCUCUGCCUCAUGCUCGAGUGGGAGCUGGUCGAGGCGGACGAGCUGAAGAUGCAGAUAGUCACCACGCUGCAGACCACCGCGUCCGGCCGAGAGCACUACGCCGCCCUGUGCCAGCGCCAGAGGCAUCUCCGCGAGCUGCAACAGAAGGGGGGACCGCGCAAGCUGACGCUGCCCAUCCGGUCGACGGACGCCGACAUCACCCGCCUGCUGAGCUGCGGCUCGUUCGGGAACCUCGAGUGCCUGAGCCUGGCCUUCACGCACGUGACGAGCGCCUGCGCGGAGCAGCUCAUCAAGCUGCCCACCCUGCGCUACCUCAACCUCUGGUCCACCCAGUUUGGAGAUGCUGGCUGUCUGAUGAUAGCAGAGCAUUUGCACAAGCUGCAGGUCCUAAACCUGUGCGAAACUCCUGUUUCCGACAAGGGCAUUUCUGCACUUUCAGCCUUGACGAGCCUGCGAAAGCUGAACCUGAACAGCACGAAACUGUCGGCCGAAGCAUUCGAGAGCCUGAGGAAGACCCUCCCCCUGGUGCUGGAGUACGACGUGCGCUACACGGAGGCGUGGUGAGGCCGCUCAGCACUCCCGAGACGUCCUCGCAGAGCGGCACCCUUGCCCGGGACCGACGCUCGGCGGUUCCUCCACCACAGACACACGCACGUGCGAGGGUUGCGAAGUGCAAGACUGGUAGUUCGACCUCGCCGAGACGGACUCUGCUGGACACGACUGUCGAGAGCUCUCGCGUGGAGGGAACCAAGACGUGUAACUCUCAGGUUAUCGACUUCACGGGAAGCGAGCACACUAGAUUUAGUUUCGUUUACAACCUAGGGUAUCACCAGCACAGUAAUUAUUAUUCAUCAUGUUUCAUGUAGAGACAUUUACAAGUCAUAUUUAUUUAAAAAAAUUUGUGCUAGUCAUGUAUCAGGAGGGGGUCAGUAGAGUUCAGUCAAUAAACGCCUAUCUGUGAACUUUUUUGCUUCAAACAUUUAUGAAACUUGAUGAUUUACCAAAAAUUUAUUUUAUUUACAUGCAAAUUGAGCUUUUACUAUUAUGUUUUGUAUUUUUGCACAAUAGAGCCAAUUCUGUGAUUUUUAUCAUGCUAGCAUGUAUUACUAGAUUUUUCUCGUUCUAAGCAAUAUUAGGAAGUAUUUUUCUUAUGUUGUCAGUAUACUGGCAGAUACAAAAUCUUACCAAAAUAUUCUGCAGGAACGCACAUUUUGGGUGAUGCAAAUACAUUACCUCAUUAAAGUUAUUUCUUUGCAAAAUAAACUUACACUUUAUUAAUAAACUUAUCUAGAUUGUUCAGUGAUAUGACAAUGUUGUUGAAUCAUGUAAUAAAUUCAGGUGUAAAAUUGUGAAAUGUUAUGUUUUUUUCUGAUAAAAUGACAAAAUAACGCACAUAAGUUAUUCUUAAAAAUUAAUGACCAAUUGCUUUUUAGAAGUGUGGCAGUGUAAUUGCAUUGAUUAAAUUUGUGUUAAAUUGUAUUUUCAGUAUGAUUGUAAUUAAUUUUCUAUAGUAGGUCAAAUUUAGUCAAAAGUUAUUUAAGUGUAGUAUGUACACAGGUAUUUAAUGUAAUUUUGUGAAUUGUAAUGACAUUUAUUUUGUAUUUGUAUAUUUAAAUGUUUUAAAAAGUUACAUUUAUAUUUAAAGAUCAGGGUUAGGUAUGUGUAUGUGCAUAGAACAUGUUUACUAACUGUUCAGAUUACUUGCAUAUGUAAUACACUUAGUUAUAUGUUCACUAGAUUUUGUAUGCAUUCAAAUUAGAUAGCUUUUAAAAAAAUUUAUAUAAUUAAUUAUUGAUUCCAGUACCAGUUCCAAAACAUAAUUGGCAGUAGUAUUGAUAUGUAGUCCGAUUCUUGGAAUACCAUUACAUUUAUUACUAUUAUUUUAUAAUAAUAAAUUAAUAAACAACAAAAAAAUUAAAAAAAAAAAUUAUAUACAGCUCAUAACCCACAAAAAAUAUAGCAAGUGUAUACGAUCAGACCACAGUACUGGUGCACUAAUUUGCUAAACAAAAUUGUGAAAGUAUAGAAUGUUUUUGUCAUUUUCAUAGUUAUUUUAUGUCAGAACAACUGGCUUGAACAUUUCUGUUUAAAAAUUGAAAAUAUGUUGACCAAUGUAGAUGAUCACUCAAUUUACUCAAUUUAAUCCCUUUUAUACAUUUAAUUAUUUGGAAAAGGUUCUAAAGUAAAACAUAAACGUUAAUACCAUAUUACCUAAGAAUAUAGUCAAUAUUACAGAAAAGAACUGGAGAGAUUAAAAUUUUGUCUGCUUUUUAUAUUUAAAGAAAUUUUUCUUUAAAGCUAGUAAAUUGGACACUAUGAUCUGAUAACAGUUAGACGUAACAUUAAUAGACAUGAAAAAUUUCUAUUUUCUGUAUAAUAAUAUAGUACUACAUACUACAUAAAACUAAAAACACAAAUGUUACAAAUAAUAAUGCCACUACAUGCUCUCAUGCCAACACAUAUAAUCCAUGCAUUGGACAAAAAUUUGUCUCUCUUUGACAAGCAAAGAAUUGAUCAUAUAUACUUUUAUUGUAUAUUGCAAGCCUCUUCUUUUCUUUGCAAGACCCAAGGUUUAAAACGCAAAAAAAAAAUCCGCAGACAUGUGCAAUCUAAUGAAACAUUCAAGACCAACAUCUGAUACUAAAAUUAAAGGAAAUUUUAUUCAAUUUUUACUCUCAGGCAAUUAAUAAGUAGAUCCAUUUCAAAUAUUCAAAUUACGAACUAUUAAGCUAAAUUAUGUUGAUAGUAUUAAACCUAAUUAUUACAUAUAAAAUGACCCCAAGAUUUUUGUAAUGCAUGUAAACAGUGAUAUUGUAACAGUUGUAUUGGUUUGCAGCUAACUUGCAAAGCAAGUUAAUUAUUUCCUUGGAAGAAAAUUGUAUGUCAAAAAUGGUAUACUUCUGUAGCCUUCUUCUUUUGUGUACGUCUCUUCUCUAAUAAGAACUGACAUAAACUUUUACAGAAAUUAGCAUAGCUUUAGCCAUUGCUAUAAGAAGCUAUGCUUAUUUAAUUUUGAAGGCACUAAAGAAUAUAAAUAUUAUACAUUUUUGAAACAGUCUUUUUUUUUUCCUGCUAGAACCAUUUUAAAAGUGUACAAGUUUCUGCAGUUCAUGUUUGUUUUAUUUCCAAGUUUUUUGACCAACAGGCAUAUCAACACACCUCAGAAAUCAGUCCUUGAACAGAAUAGCAUAAAGAAAAAAUGCCAAUUUUCAAAAACAGUAUUAUUACAUUUGUUUGAAGUAGUUUUAUGACCAGCAUUAAUUUCAUAUCAUGUAUACAUUACUUUGACAUUCACUACAAAUGCUUCUCUGAAAAUUGUCUGUCAUGAAAUGAUUUUUCAAUUUUUUAAAAAUGGAUGCCAGCUACUUGAAGUACUUACACACGAAUCUAAGCCCCAUUUUUAGUUCCAGCAAACAGGCUUUCCAAUUUGUUAAACCUGCUACUACCAGGCUUCUUACUGUUAGGCACUGACACAACCACACAAACAAACUUGGCAUCUAGGUCCAAAUUUAAGUUCCACAAAUACCUAUCAUUUCCUCAUCCCAAAUUAUUUAUAAUUUUCCUAAAACCAUCUAUGCAGUGUAGUUUCAAUCAUUAAUACAAAUAUAACUGUAAACUAAAAAGAAACAAUGGAUAUAAAUUUGAAUAUCAGGGGCAAACUCGCAAAGUACAAGUUUCGAGAGGCAGCAGUUUGAACAUUAACUUCUAACAUUAUUGUCAGCCCACUCUUGAUUUCUAAGGUGAAAUUCCAAGUAUAACAGGCAAAGUCAACUCCUUUAAAGG